This is a messenger RNA of Cantharellus anzutake, 1692 nucleotides long. RefSeq lists its product as uncharacterized. The transcript has 3 exons. The coding region runs from base 1 to 1692 and encodes 563 amino acids. NCBI's taxonomy places the organism in Eukaryota, Fungi, Basidiomycota, Agaricomycetes, Cantharellales, Hydnaceae. The record is from RefSeq and is a predicted model, not a curated record.
AUGUUCCACCGUGCCCGAUCUUCCACUGAGGCUUCAGAAAACCAUGAGCUCCUUCCAACCCCAUCGCGGGGUGGAAGAGACGGAGAUGCCACCCCUGCAUCCUCAAGGCGUCGCGCACAGCCUGGCUCGGUCCUGAGUGCGAUGCUGUAUGGAGUUGCGACAACAGCUCUGGGACGUACAGUUCCGAAUGCGGAUGCAGAGACUGAUACUUUCACACCUCCAAGAGGUGAAGGUGUGCACGAUCGUGUAUUGAACAGGGUAAUGGGUAAGGGGGCUGAGACAGUAAAACCUGCGAGUUCGGGAAAAGAUGCUGCCGGAGGCAAUGCGAAAGUGGAAAACGAGGACACUGAGGCCAAGGACAAAAACAACAGACAAGAUACAAGUCCCACCAUGAAAAGGACUAGGGAUCACGCUCCUGUACCCCUUACACCCGGGGGUGUGUUCCCUCCUGGUCCCGAGGAUAUUUUCGACCCUGCUUCCGGGCACCUUGUCGGUUUGUUGCGGAAUGCUGUACCUCUCGAUGAGGGCGAGUCUUCGACUACUUCCAGGAAGCGACACGACACAUCUUCUGACAAGAUGUGGGCUCAAAUGGCCAAGAUACGGUCAAUUCAAAGUGAAAUAGCUAAGAUGCAUGCAUCGUUAGAUACCGCAGGAAUCGUCGUGGACAGCAUCAAGGACAGGAAAGGGACGGCAUCCAGUGCUGCAUCAAUGCGGAGUGCGAACUUGACUGAUCCUGGAAUGGGUUUCUUUGGACGGAAUAGGAGCAUGAGUGAGGCUCCGCCCCCUCAAGUUUCUGACGACGAAUUUGCAAGGAGAAAGGAAAAUGUCGGCGAAAUCAUGAAGAAACUCAAAGUGCUUUCGGAGGCUGUUACCACCUUGCAUGCCCAACCCCCGCCUCCUCUCGACUUCCCACCUGCUUCCCAUGCCACCCAUUCUCACACCGACUCACUAUCCCCCUCAAACUCUCUCGACUCUGGGGCCAAUGGAUUCGACUCGCCCAACCAAGCUUCACCAGUGUUCCAUUUUGACGUGCCCUCUUCUCACUACGCCAAGUUCACACCAAUAUCCAGUCCCCUUUCCGCCCCUCCCUCUCGCUUUGCAUCUCCCAAUUUAGCAAAUAACCCGCCACAAAAGGCAGGCAGCCCCACACCCGUUGCCCCGGUCCCAGGCGGAUCCCCAGCCAUGUCCAACUUACCUUCAUUCCUUGUCACCUCCUCCCUCAACUACGGCGCCGGGACAGGGAGCGGUCCCGUUGUAGACCGCAAAGUAAACACUGUCCCUCCUAACGUGGGUUUAAAUUCAUCCCAGUCACUAUCCUCUUCGAAUCCUCCUUGGCCGCUUAAUGUCCCGCUCCCAACGACUCAUGGAACGAGAAAGCUUUCGACACUAUACGAACCACUAGACAGUCCUUCCUCCCCCCCGUUUCAGCUUCCCACGAGUAAAGAUUUUGACCCAUCUACGACGAGCAGAUUCCCAGGAGAGGAAGGCGAGAUGUACGACUUUGUCGAGGAUUCUGGUGUGGAGAGAGGGGAGGGACAAGACUCCGGGAUGCGGGCGGAUUACGCUCAUGCACACCUGUUAGAUGGUGUUGUAAAUGACAGCACGACCACGGGAACCAAGUUCGCACCGGUAGUCCAUGAUAGUCCAGUGGGUACACCUACCAGCUUGUAUCAUGAGAGGGGGGAUAGGUAA